Colletotrichum godetiae is the source of this 1707-nucleotide messenger RNA. Its product is annotated as acetylcholinesterase. The record is from RefSeq and is a predicted model, not a curated record. The coding region runs from base 1 to 1707 and encodes 568 amino acids. The transcript has 4 exons. NCBI's taxonomy places the organism in Eukaryota, Fungi, Ascomycota, Sordariomycetes, Glomerellales, Glomerellaceae.
AUGUUUCCGUCCCAUGCUCAAGGAGGUUUCUGGCUCAGGGCUGGCGCCAUUGGUACCCUGCUCGUUGCCGCUGCAUCGGGAAGUCCAGUCACAUCCAACAGCUCUCUGAUUGUCCAUGUUCCAUCGUACGGAUCCUAUGUCGGAAAGACUCUUUCUAACACCACGUCCGGUCACCCGCUUGCGAAGGAGGUGGACGUAUGGUAUGCCAUCAACUAUGCCGAACAACCUAUCGGCGACCUUCGUUUCGCCCCAGUCGGGUGGCCUCCUUCCUCGAACGGGACAAAGGACGCUACUUCGUAUGGCAAAGUCUGCAUCCAAGAGCCCGGAAACUCAAACUUGGUCACUUAUAUCACGACGGAGUUAGAAUACGGCGAAGACUGCCUCAACCUCAAUGUUUACAGGCCGACGGGCGUGAGCGCUGAUAAGAAGCUACCCGUUCUAGUUUGGAUUCAUGGUGGUCUUUUCCGCAAUGGCGCCGGCAUAACCUUUGACGGAGCUUCACUGGUUGCCUCCUCUUCAGAGCCACUCAUCGUCGUGACUUUCAACUACAGACUGGCCGCCUUGGGUUUCUUGGCAAACCCCAUCCUGUCAGACCUCGGCAACGUCAACCUUGGCCUCCAAGAUCAACACCAGCUUCUCCGCUUCGUCCACCGGUACAUCUCAGCAUUCGGAGGCGACCCCGAGCGCGUCACCCUGGGCGGCAAAUCGGCUGGUGCUCAUUCUGUGGGCUUCCACUAUCAGAACACUUUCACUCCUGGCGAAGAGCUGUUUCAGCAGGCAAUCUUUCAGUCUGGCGGUCCAACGGGACGCUCGUUCCCUAGUGCGUGGGACCCGUUGACGAUUAGGCAGUUUGAGCAAUAUGUGGAAGGAGUUGGUUGUCAGAGCAAUGAGACUGCAGAAUUGUUGCUUUCCUGCUUGAGAGGCGUGAAUGUUGAAGUCCUGGAGGAGACCGCAACUGCCUUAUUAGCGGCGUAUCGAUUCAACGGCACUCAUCCUUUCCAACCUGUGUCCGAUGCUGCCAUCAUUCCUCGUCUCCCGUCGGAAACCUGGGAUGCAGACACAUGGAACCGCCUGCCGGCUCUAACAUCUUUCAUCACCGACGAGGGCAGUCUGUACGCCCCCACCAACCUAACCACGGACGAUGAAGCAUGGGGUUGGCUUUCCAACCUCUAUCCUGGGCUCAACGAAAGCGACAGAGAAAUUUUCUCCCGCUUGUACCCGGAUCCCCAAACCGACGUAGCAAGCCCUUUUGCAGACUCCCGGGGCCAGUCCGCUCAGUUCACCCGACUGACUGCGGUUUACGGCGACACAUUCUACAUCAGCGCCUCCCAGGAGAUUGCCACGCGUCUGUCUGCUGCAGAUAUUCCUGUGUGGAAAUUGCACUGGAACACUAACAACAGCGUGGCAUCGUAUCUCGGCAUCUCGCAUGGCUCUGACGUUCCAUAUGCCUGGGCCGAACCAGACACGCAAUACCCACAAGCCGGGACUAUUCUAUCAAGGUUUUACGCCAACUUUGUGGUCAACGGUGACCCGAACAAGUUCAAAGCUGCGGAUGCCGCACAUUGGAAGGAGUACAUUGACCCCGGCUCGGAUAGCCUGGGUUGGCAAGUGAAUGUCAGUAAGAAUGGGACAUGGGUCGAGAAGGACGAUAUUCGAAGGGAGGCCAUCGAGUAUUGGAGGUCCAUUCCGAAGAAGCUGGAUCACUAA